GUCAACUGAAGCUGAACAUCUGUUGUUGAGAGAGACGAAUAACCUAAAAAAUCCUUGGAUGUUGGAUCUAUUCGAUAUUAGAAUUUUUUUGAAAUAAAGGAAGAUUAACUUGUUGAAAAUAUUAUAUAUUUGCUAUUAUGCCUACAAUAUCAGUAAAACGAGAUGAGUUGUUCAAAGCUCUUGGCAAAAGCUAUACUGACGAUGAAUUCCAAGAUUUGUGUUUCGAAUUUGGCUUGGAGUUAGACGAAGUCACAACAGAGAAACAGAUGUUGAUGAAAGAACAGGGUGACCAGGCUGGUGCGGGAGUUUCUGAGGAGAUACUGUAUCGGAUAGAUAUCCCGGCCAACAGAUAUGAUCUGCUUUGUUUGGAGGGGCUAGUUGAUGGCAUCUUGGUAUUUCAGGGAAAGAAAGCCCCUCCGCAAUACACAUUGGCUAAGUAUGAAGACUGCAAUUCUCUGCAUCUCACCCCAGAAACAGCAAUAGUCAGGCCGUAUGCUGUGGCAGCAGUAUUAAAAGGAGUCACCUUCACUAAGGAGUCUUACGAUAGUUUCAUAGAUUUGCAGGACAAAUUACAUCAAAACAUUUGCAGAAAGCGGACAUUAGUGGCUAUCGGUACACAUGAUCUGGACACCAUCAAAGGUCCAUUUAUAUAUGAUGCCCUGCCUCCCAGUGAAAUCAAGUUCAAAGCACUUAACCAGCAAAAGGAAAUGACGGCUCCCGAACUUAUGGAAUUAUAUUCAAACCACGCACAAUUGAAGCAGUAUCUAGGAAUAAUCAGAGACAGCCCAGUGUACCCUAUAAUUAAAGAUAAGGACGGAGUGGUUCUCUCGAUGCCGCCCAUCAUAAAUGGGGACCAUUCCAAGAUCACGCUUGACACAAAGAAUGUCUUCAUUGAAUGCACUGCCACUGAUCUUACUAAGGCUAUAGUAGUACUAGACACAAUCGUGUGCAUGUUCUCAAAGUACUGCAGCAACCCAUACGAGGUGCAGCAGUGCAAAGUGUUCGCCCCGGACGGCACUUAUGAGUUGUAUCCCAAGAUGGAGUACAGGGAGGAAUCAAUUGACGUCGAGAAAGCUAACAACUAUAUUGGUAUUAGCGAGCCAGCCGCCAGUCUGUGCCGGCUGCUGUCGCGCAUGUGCCUGCCGGCGCGGGCGCGGGCGGGCGCGCUGCGCGUGCGCGUGCCGCCCUCGCGGCACGACGUCAUACACGCCUGCGACCUCUACGAGGACAUCGCUAUUGCUUACGGUUACAAUCGCAUCGUGCGAAGAGAACCGCGCGUGGUAACAGCUGGAGGUCAGACGCCGAUCAACAAACUGACGGAGCAGCUGCGAGGGGAAUGCGCACACGCAGGAUACACGGAGGCUCUCACCUUCACUCUGUGUUCAAGAGAAGACGUCUCCACGAAGUUGGGAGUCAAAAUAGAGGAUGUUCCAGCGACACAUAUUUCCAAUCCCAAGACUUUGGAGUUCCAAGUGGUCAGAACCACGCUGUUGCCUGGUUUGUUGAAGACUCUAGCCGCUAAUAAGAAGAUGCCGUUACCUUUGAAAUUGUUCGAAGUCAGCGAUGUUGUGUUAGCUGAUCCAGAAGCAGAGACCGGCGCGCGUAAUUGUCGCCGCCUGUGCGCGGUGCACUGCGGCCGGUCGGCCGGCUUCCAGUUCGUGCACGGGCUGCUGGACCGCGCCAUGCUGCUGCUGCGGCAGCCGUGGCGGCCCGGCGGCGGCUACCACCUGCGACAGGCUCAAGACCCAGCGUACUUUCCCGGGCGCUGCGGCGAGGUGUUACUCUGCGGGCGAGUGAUCGGCAAGAUCGGGGUGCUUCAUCCCAACGUGCUGGCCGCCUUCGACCUCACCAACCCCUGCUCGGCUCUUGAAAUCGACAUCGAGCCGUUCCUGUAAACCAAUCAGCCAUCUGGAGAUCGAUUCGCGAAAGUUGACAAGGUCUUACAACCCUCUGUUCUCAAAAUUGACAUCAAGCCGUUCCCGUAAACCAAUCCGACCUCUGGGAGUUUAUUCAAGAAAGUUGAAAAAACAUAUGUCUUUACUUUCAUAUCUAUAUUUGAUGUUAACCUAAAAGGAAGUCGAUCGUGAAUAACUCCGCUGGUCUUACCACGUCAUAUUGUCAACAGCUAUGAAGAAAGCCUUUGAGAACCGUAACAGUUAUAUAAACAUAGGCAAAUCGCUGUACAAUAAUCUGCAUUUGUUUAUGUCUUAGAAUGAAAUUAAAAUUUGCUGACUACUUAUUACCUUUCAAGACAGAUCUGUUUGUCUCAAAAUAUUAUGUAUUUGUAGUCAUUCCUCAAACUUGAUUUAGCCUUUUACUUUCGCAUUUAUAAAAAUAGGAACAUCAUCUUGUAAAACAGAUCAAUGUUUGUUUCUUUCUAAACAGUUACAGGACUGGUAAUUAAUUUUGAUACAGUUAUGUUACAUAUUUAUUUAUUGGUAAAUACAUUUUUUAACGGAA
This is a messenger RNA of Amyelois transitella, 2460 nucleotides long. It is a transcript of the gene beta-PheRS, whose product is annotated as phenylalanine--tRNA ligase beta subunit. The transcript is spliced from 12 exons. Gene Ontology annotation, molecular function: ATP binding; RNA binding; magnesium ion binding. The record is from RefSeq and is a predicted model, not a curated record. Gene Ontology annotation, biological process: phenylalanyl-tRNA aminoacylation. The coding region runs from base 138 to 1895 and encodes 585 amino acids. NCBI's taxonomy places the organism in Eukaryota, Metazoa, Arthropoda, Insecta, Lepidoptera, Pyralidae. Gene Ontology annotation, cellular component: phenylalanine-tRNA ligase complex; cytoplasm.